GGAUGUGUCGACGUCUGAGUCAAAAGGGUAUCCGGGCAGUACGGACUGCUGAUCCUACAUUGGCUGAGGUUUCCCCUACUCUGAAGAAGUUCGAUGCUGUCUUCUGCCUCAACGUGUUGGACCGGUGACUCUUCAGUGGUGUCACCAUCCAUGUAGUGGUCAUAAUGCAUCAGGUGCAAGUCUCCAAAGGGAUUGUUGAAUCGCAUAGCAGAACUGGUGAGGGCAGUCAGCUGAUGACUCUGUUGAAAUACUACCAGGUGGCCCCAGGAGGUACGGUAGUGGUAGCAGUCCCUGUGCCACUCGCUCAACUGGAUGCCUUGUCGAGCAGCAGUCAAGACGAGCAACAAGCGCUUGUAAGGACGUGGUAUCAGUCGGCCUCUUCGUGGAGUGCAAGGCUGCUUUAUUCCGUAUUACGUGCAGACAUUCGCGUACAGUGUGGGGAAAUACAUUUGUUAGUGACAAUAUGAGAAUUCUGGGAAAUCAUUCUCUGUAUAUCGUUACUUGAAGUCGUACAUGAACUCAUACUUCAAUUAGUGAGGAAACUCCGCUCUGAUAAAAUCAGCUGAAGAAAGUGAACAUAAGUCCCGACACUUGUUUCUGCUGAUGCCAAUGGCAGCCUUGGAGUGGCAUACAUCAGGUCCUGUCGUGUAAUGCGUCCUUUGAGGAAGCAGCGCGGUGCUUGUGGAAUGAGUAUUUGGGACCUACGGGGUUCUUCACCCUAGCAGCCUUCACUCGGUGUCCCUACCUCUGCACUGGUCCCAUCGCCGAUCCGAUCCUGCCACUGGAUGAUGCCGUUUUCGUCCUUACCAGAGUUUCUGACUCUCAAUCCUGAGUUUCUG
Messenger RNA from Perkinsus marinus ATCC 50983, 839 nucleotides. RefSeq lists its product as hypothetical. Bases 165 to 467 code for a protein of 100 amino acids. The record is from RefSeq and is a predicted model, not a curated record. NCBI's taxonomy places the organism in Eukaryota, Perkinsozoa, Perkinsida, Perkinsidae. The transcript has 2 exons.